Molecule: messenger RNA, 1219 nt
Organism: Quercus robur (English oak)
Lineage: Eukaryota; Viridiplantae; Streptophyta; Magnoliopsida; Fagales; Fagaceae
Product: SNF1-related protein kinase catalytic subunit alpha KIN10-like
Exons: 7
Coding region: 51-1064 (337 amino acids)
Biological process (GO): protein phosphorylation; intracellular signal transduction
Cellular component (GO): cytoplasm
Molecular function (GO): ATP binding; protein serine/threonine kinase activity
Source: RefSeq, a predicted model, not a curated record
AAAAAGUUUCAUUGUAAGCGAGCAAGCUAGACUGAGACUAAGCUUAGGAAAUGGAUAGCUCAAUUGAACAAGGUGGCAAUUGUCCAAAUGUGUUUAAACAAAAGUAUAAGGUUGGAGACUUAAUUGGCUGUGGUGGCUUUAGUACGGUGAGAAUUGCAACAGAUAUCCAGACUACAUGUGAGGUUGCUGUAAAGAUCCUUGUUCGUGAGACAAUAAAGAAAAAGAAAAUGGAAGAAAGAGUGAAAAGAGAAAUCGAAAUAUUGAGAUUGUUAAGGCAUCCUCAUAUAAUUAGACUUUAUGAGGUUAUAGACACCCCAAAAAAGAUCUAUCUUGUGAUGGAGUAUGCCAAGUUGGGAGAUCUUGCUGUUUACAUGGAAUCAAUUGGGAAAUUGCAAGAGGAAGAAGCUCGUAAAAUUUUUCAGCAGAUAAUCUCUGGUGUAGAGUAUUGUCAUGAGAAUAAGGUGGUUCAUAGAGACCUUAAACCUGAGAAUUUGCUUUUGGAUUCCGAACGGAAUGUGAAGAUUGCUGAUUUUGGUAUCUGCAAUAUAAUGUGUGAUGGUCAGUUUACGACACGUUGUGGAAGUCCAGACUAUUUUGCCCCUGAGGUAAUUUCGGGAGGAUUCUAUGAGGGGCCUCCAGUAGAUGUUUGGGGUUGUGGUGUCCUCCUAUAUUUUCUACUAUGUGGCACCCGUCCAUUUGUUGCGGACAACAAUCGUAGCGUUUUUAAGAAGAUAACGGAUGGGAUAUACACUCUUCCAAGUCAUUUAUCACCUGAAGUGAAAGACUUGAUAUCAAGGAUGCUUGAAAGGAACCCAUUCGAGAGGAUAGAAAUUCCUAAGAUUCGCGAGCACCCGUGGUUUCAGGCACAUCUUCCGCGGUAUUUAACUUUGCCCCCACCCAAUACCUUUCAACAAGUAAAAAAGUCUCGAGCUCAUCGAAGUGAUAUAAUGACACGAGUGGUUGUAGAACUGAAAAAACUAAAUGUGCGUCGGAAGAACAACAGGUCGGAAGAAGAACGGGAGCAUGAAGUGAAGGUGGAUUCUGGGUGUCCCUGGUCCUUAUGAAGGAAUGAUUAACAAUCCAUUAUUUGAUAUUUAAUGUUUAAUAUUGUUGGUCUCGUAAUCUUUGUAUUUAAUUAUAUAAUAAACAGUUUUUUCAUUUUGUUAUUCUUCCUACUCUUUUAUAAGGUAAUGCUUGCUUGGUAUGAGCCAAUUGGUUC